Molecule: messenger RNA, 690 nt
Organism: Lachancea fermentati
Lineage: Eukaryota; Fungi; Ascomycota; Saccharomycetes; Saccharomycetales; Saccharomycetaceae
Source: the annotation of a GenBank genome assembly
AUGCUAAAACAAACUCGAACAAUCAGACCAUUAGGCUUUUACAAUGAACAGUUACAGAAGAAUCCACUGCUAGUGAAAGCAAUCACUGGAGCUGUUUUAUCUGCAACAGGCGAACUGAUCAGCCAAUCGACAGCAGCUGCAAGCUCUCAGAGAGAUGAAAAACUGAGCACUUUAAAGGAAAAGUUGAAAUAUAUCACGUCAGUCCCCAAGUACAAGAAGAUUUUUAUGAUGCUCUUGUAUGGUGGCCUAAUCAAUGCUCCAAUCAGUCAUUACUUAUACAAGUGGAUCACAGUAGUGACCAACAAACAUGUUGUAGCGAAAUGGAGGCGUUUGGCCCAACUUUGUGGGUCGUGGCUAGUUGUGAGCCCAAUCCAGGUGUUCUUUCUGGUUAUUGCAUUGACAAUUGUGAACAUCGAGCAACGACUAAGUGUUAAUAAAUGCAUGACAUCAAUUAAGGAGAGUCUGAAAAACAAAUACACUCCAAUGCUUACUAGCAGUAUAGUAAGUUCGACAGUAUUUGUGUCCUUAGCUCAGCAAUUGAUUACACCCGAAAAGUGGUCCGUAUUUCUCAGCUUUGCUUAUGCUGGGUUAAAUACUGCCCAAAAUAUCUACAUGAAGCUAGCACCGGCAAAAGAACAAGCGAAAGAAACCGAAGAGCUUGAGAAGUCAUCUGAAGAGAAGGAGAAUUGA